CGGCCCCCGAGGGCACACGCUUGAAGAAUGCGAUCGCGGUGCUGAUCCCAAUAUGAACUGCAGCUAUCCCGUUAUUCUUGUCUUCAUCGACCGGACAACGUUGCAUUCAGAGCGGGUGUGGUGGUCGGGGUCCCAGGAGUGCGUGGAUGGGAGAAAGACUCUCACACCUUAAUGUUCCGUCCGCAUCCCAGACAUGCUCUUAGACAGUCUGUCAGUCACCUUGCUGGACACUGCAAUUGUCUCAUGUCUCAACGGCGCCAACCACCGUGCUGCAAUUCGGCAAAGGAAGAAUCAUCCAGAUUCUACUCGAUUGAUCUCCAAACUACGUCUUUUUCCACCUACCGAGUUACCCAGAUACUCAGCCAGUGAAAUGGAGCAACUGGAAGCUAAGCUCCAACCACCCAUGGCACCUAAUAAAAGCAAUAUAUACUCCGGCCGGUCCCCGAGCAGUGACUACGGCCCAUCACCCAAUCCACUCCCGGUCUUGAAUCGUAGUACCACCAGCAACCAUCCAAUAAUCACCGCUAAUCAGCUAGAGGCGGCCCGCGCCGAAGCAGUUCCAUCAGUGCACACUGCACUUUUGACUCCCUCCCACCCUAUGGUUCCAACCUCCUCCGCCCGCCUCAGAUGGUGCCCCUGAUCCCAACCAUCACUAGAGAGAAUUUGGAAAUGGCGUGGGCAGAUCCUCAUGUGAAGACGCCUUAUGUCGAUACUAUCGAGACCUGGAUGGUGGGUGGGCGGCGGUCCUGGUAGGUAGUUGUCGGAUUUGAAACCGGACUUGUC
Aspergillus ibericus CBS 121593 is the source of this 783-nucleotide messenger RNA. RefSeq lists its product as uncharacterized. Bases 194 to 640 code for a protein of 148 amino acids. The record is from RefSeq and is a predicted model, not a curated record. The transcript has a single exon. Lineage: Eukaryota; Fungi; Ascomycota; Eurotiomycetes; Eurotiales; Aspergillaceae.